AUGAAGCGACUCAGUCGGUUUAUUCAGCGGGUCAAUUCGCGGUCUGGCUCGCGCUCGCCCGCGCCGGCUCCCGCUCAACAUCCGGCCCCUCAACCAGCGGUCGCACCGCAGCCCCAGGCUCCUCCUGCUCAACAACCAAUCGUGAAUAUUGCUUCGACUGGAGCAACUCUGAAUAUUGCGUUACAGAACCAGACUACAUCCAACACGGUUUAUGCGUACAUCACCGGUCAAGCACUAGAUAACAACAAUGCCAUUUUCCUACUUCAAGCUGACGGGAGGACCCCUUAUUAUCCCUCAUCGCCUGCUUCAGUUGGCAGCAGCAUUGGUGCGAACUGUGCUAUCCCGCUAGGAGCCCCCGGAAACACUGUGACUGUGACAAUCCCGCACAUUGCCGGCGGGAGGAUCUGGUUCUCGAUCGAUGCUCCCUUGACGUUCCUCCUCAACCCGGGGCCAGCACUGGUCGAACCGUCGGUCACCAACCCCUCGGACCCAAACAUCAACAUCAACUGGGGAUUUGCGGAAUUCACAUUCAACACCGACCAACUCUACGCCAAUAUCAGCUAUGUUGACUUUGUCGGCCCGCCUGUAGCGCUGACGCUGACGACUCAGGGCGGUGCCACGCAGCAUGUGUCGGGGAUGCCCAGUAACGGCCUCGACCAAGUCUGCAGCGGCCUACAGGCUCAACACGCCGCCGACGGCCAGGGCUGGGACCAACUGAUUGUGACAAACGACGGGCGCAACCUCCGAGCUCUCUCGCCCAACCAGGGCAUGGUGACCCACCCAAACCUGUUCGCUGGCUACUACGACAACUACGUGAACGAAGUCUGGUCUCGGUACUCGACCCAGCCACUGUUGGUCGAUACACAGGCCUCGUAUGGCACUGUGUCGGCUCAAGUGUCCUCAUCGGGCGUCUUGACCGUUGGGGGGUCGCAGUUCAGCAAACCCUCGACGCGUGACAUUUUCAGCUGCUCCACAGGACCAUUCCAGACGGGCGCGAACGCCGAGACAAACGCAAUCAUCCCGCGUCUGGCGGCUGGGUUCAAUCGAUCGACCUUGCUCGUGUCAAACACCCUACCGGCCCCGCAGGACCUGUAUUACAAGGACGCGGUUACCAACCACUACUCACGCAUCGUACACCAAGCCAACCUCGAUGGGAGGGGAUAUGCAUUUCCUUACGACGACGUUCAGCCCUCAGGCGGCCCUGACCAGAGUGGUGAGGUUCAUGCUGGCGAUCCCCUGCUGUUCACCGUGACUGUCGGAGGGGGAAAUGCCAGUGUGAACCCACCGAAGCGGGAGCUCUGA
Molecule: messenger RNA, 1302 nt
Organism: Exophiala dermatitidis NIH/UT8656
Lineage: Eukaryota; Fungi; Ascomycota; Eurotiomycetes; Chaetothyriales; Herpotrichiellaceae
Exons: 1
Coding region: 1-1302 (433 amino acids)
Source: RefSeq, a predicted model, not a curated record